Messenger RNA from Adineta ricciae, 237 nucleotides. The record is from the annotation of a GenBank genome assembly. NCBI's taxonomy places the organism in Eukaryota, Metazoa, Rotifera, Eurotatoria, Adinetida, Adinetidae.
AUGGGAUCCACAAACGAGCAUGCAACAUACAUAUUGUCUUUUUAUGUCAAUAAAGGAACACAUCCUCCAACUGAAAACGACCAAUUCAUCAAAUUUGGUUUUUACGUUAUCAACAACGAUAAUUAUGUUUGUACCCUCAGUAACGUACCGGUGACAAUUCGUUUACCAGCUGUCUGUGUGAUUAUCAAAGUUAAAAAUUAUGAUCAACAAACAUCUGAAUGGAUGCGGCAAAAGUGA